UUCAUCACGCUCGGUGUAGCGGACUGUUUUGAGCCAGGAAAAAUUGGCACAGAGCACUAGCACAGCCUGCUAACGUAUACUUGUGUUAACAGGUUAGCAAUUAGUCGCCUUUUGAGUGAGUUUAGCGGUAAGGAGAGGGACUUCUUAUCUUAGUGACCAACAUCUGGGUAUGUAGUCGGUCAGUGAAGGUGUAUGAAUGUGGCUUUUGGUGCAGGCUGGGACGGCAGCUACAGGGAUUAGCUGUACGGGGAGCUCCUGCUAGCAGUGCAAUGCUGACAUACCUUCAGACGGCUUGCUAAUUAUCUCACAAACGGGGAUUUUGGUGUGACUUCAGUCUGAAAAAUCGUCACCAUUCAUCCGCGAACUGUAUUCCAAAGCCGAGACCGGUUUAAAUAGUCCGAUAGUUGAAGCGCUUGAGUUAGCUGGCUAGCUGGGUCGCUUGCAAGUACAAGGUUAGCUGCUUAAAACGAGCCACCUGGACCGGAGAACGAUCGAGAGAGGGCUAUGUCUUCAGCAGCCACCACAGCCCCGUCGGUGGACAAGGUGGACGGCUUCUCCAGGAAGUCUGUCAGGAAAGCCAGGCAGAAGCGAGCGCAGAGCUCGUCCCAGUUCAGAUCUCAGGACAAGCCCAUAGAGCUGGUGCAACUGCCUCUGCUUAAAGAUGUUUCUGCGCAGGAGCAACCAGAGCUAUUCCUCAAGAAGCUGCAGCAGUGCUGUACUCUGUUUGACUUCAUGGACACACUGUCUGACCUCAAAAUGAAAGAGUAUAAGCGGUCCACCCUCAAUGAGCUGGUGGACUACGUCACCCUCAGCCGGGGCUACUUGACUGAGCAGACCUACCCAGAGGUGGUCAAAAUGGUGUCCUGCAAUAUUUUUCGGACUCUUCCGCCCAGUGACAGUAAUGAAUUUGAUCCAGAGGAAGACGAGCCCACGCUGGAGGCCUCGUGGCCACACUUACAGCUCGUUUAUGAGUUCUUCAUUCGCUUCUUGGAAAGUCAGGAAUUUCAGCCCAGCGUUGCCAAAAAAUACAUCGACCAGAAAUUUGUAUUACAGCUCUUGGAGCUGUUUGAUAGUGAGGACCCACGGGAGAGGGACUGCCUGAAGACGGUUCUGCAUAGAAUCUACGGCAAGUUCCUUGGCCUCAGGGCCUUCAUCCGCAAACAGAUCAACAACAUUUUUCUUUGUUUUGUAUUUGAGACAGAGCGCUUCAAUGGCGUAGCUGAACUGCUGGAAAUUUUGGGAAGCAUCAUCAAUGGUUUUGCGCUUCCUCUCAAAGCUGAGCACAAACAGUUCCUGGUGAAAGUGCUACUGCCUCUGCACACAGUGAGGAGCUUGUCUCUCUUCCAUGCCCAGCUGGCCUAUUGUAUUGUACAGUUCCUAGAGAAAGAUCCCACGUUAACAGAACCUGUGAUCAGGGGCUUGUUGAAGUUUUGGCCAAAAACAUGCAGUCAAAAAGAGGUUAUGUUUCUUGGCGAGUUGGAGGAGAUUCUGGAUGUGAUUGAGCCCACUCAGUUUGUUAAGAUCCAAGAGCCACUCUUUAAACAGAUUGCUAGAUGUGUUUCCAGCCCCCAUUUUCAGGUGGCAGAACGAGCCUUGUACUACUGGAACAAUGAGUAUAUCAUGAGUCUGAUUGAGGAGAACUCUAGUGUCAUCCUGCCUAUCAUGUUUGCCAGUCUCUACAGGAUCUCCAAAGAGCACUGGAACCCGGCGAUAUCAGCUUUGAUCUACAAUGUGCUCAAAGCAUUCAUGGAGAUGAACAGCGCCUUGUUUGACGAACUCGCCGCCAAUUACAAAUCAGACAGGCAAAGGGAACGAAAGAAGGACAAGGAGCGAGAGGACCUAUGGAGGAAGCUGGAGGAGCUGGAGCUCAGACGGGGCAUCCAGAACAGCGAUGGCGUCAUUCCCACCUAACACGCACCUUGUCUCCACCCCUUCUAUGUGGCCCCAACCAAUCCCUUUCUACUCUGCCACAGGGACCCCCGUCCCCCUAUUUGCUUCUCAUGCUGCGUACUUUACCGCACACUCCCUCGUUCAUUUCCUCCCUUUCAACAGCACUGUAAAUAAUCCUCUCCCUCUUUCCUGUAUCAUACUACUACACUGAAAGGAAGAAGAAAAAACAGAAAAUUUGAAGAGACUUAAUGUGCACUCCUCGGUGUGUAAAGAAAAAAAAAAAAAGGUAAAA
This is a messenger RNA of Labeo rohita (rohu), 2182 nucleotides long. RefSeq names its product protein phosphatase 2, regulatory subunit B', epsilon isoform a (gene ppp2r5ea). Gene Ontology annotation, molecular function: protein phosphatase activator activity. The transcript has 14 exons. Gene Ontology annotation, biological process: protein dephosphorylation; signal transduction. Gene Ontology annotation, cellular component: nucleus; protein phosphatase type 2A complex; cytosol. NCBI's taxonomy places the organism in Eukaryota, Metazoa, Chordata, Actinopteri, Cypriniformes, Cyprinidae. Bases 505 to 1911 code for a protein of 468 amino acids. The record is from RefSeq and is a predicted model, not a curated record.